Messenger RNA from Physella acuta, 2757 nucleotides. Its product is annotated as serine/threonine-protein kinase dyf-5. The record is from RefSeq and is a predicted model, not a curated record. Gene Ontology annotation, molecular function: ATP binding; protein kinase activity. Lineage: Eukaryota; Metazoa; Mollusca; Gastropoda; Physidae. Gene Ontology annotation, biological process: protein phosphorylation.
GGUUCAUUAUUUUGAUAUUCAGCUUCAUUUGUUUUACCGGUAUUAAUGAUAACCUGAGAUUUUUUUUAAAGAUUCAAGGAAGUUCUCCUGAAACUUUCUACAGGGAUUGUUUUAUUGGUGUCACAGUAGACAAAAGGAUACAAUAUAAAACCAUACCAAUAGCAUAAAAAUGCCACUGCUGGCAUAUAUGCCAACUGUUUUUAUGAACAGCGUUUGACCAUGAAUUUUGAUUGGACACAUAACUUUACACCAUGAGUUUUCCUGUGCUGCUGAUCACCUCAUUCCUUCACUUGAACAACGUCAAGAUUCAGAGAAAAUAAUAUUGAUUUUUUGCUAUGAUAUUCACUGACCCAAAGACUUCAUUAUUAUACUUCACUACUUUGGAAUACAGUUUGUUUUCUGUUCUUUGUUAUACAUAAUUUGUGUGCGGAUCGUAUUCAGUUUUGUUACAAAAACUAGCCAGCUGGAAUAAAUAGAAAUGAAUCGUUACCAAAUUUCCAAACAGUUAGGGGAUGGAACAUAUGGGAGUGUGUUGUUGGCCACAACAGUGGACACAAAUGAGAAAGUCGCCAUAAAAAAAAUGAAGAAAAAGUACUAUUCGUGGGAUGAAUGUUUAAAUCUAAGAGAAGUCAAGUCACUAAGGAAGCUGAACCACCCCAACAUUGUCAAGUUGAAGGAAGUUGUCAGAGAAAAUGAUAUGCUUUAUUUUGUAUUUGAGUUUAUGAAAGAAAAUCUUUAUCAGAUGAUGAAAGACAGGGACAAACUUUUACCUGAGUCUGUAGUAAGGAACAUAACAUACCAGGUACUCCAAGGGUUGUCUUUCAUGCAUAAACAUGGGUUUUUCCAUCGAGAUUUGAAACCAGAGAAUUUGUUAUGUCAUGGGACUGAGCAAGUGAAGAUAGCAGACUUUGGACUGGCUAGAGAAAUACGGUCGCGUCCUCCAUAUACAGACUAUGUAUCUACUCGUUGGUACCGUGCACCUGAAGUGUUAUUACGUUCAACAAACUAUAGUUCACCUAUUGAUAUGUGGGCAGUUGGUUGUAUAAUGGCUGAAUUGUAUACUCUAAGACCCCUGUUUCCUGGAAGUUCAGAAAUAGAUGAGAUUUUUAAAAUUUGCUCAGUGCUUGGAACCCCAAAAAAGGAAGAUUGGAAUGAAGGCUACCAGCUUGCUGCUGCCAUGAAUUUCCGCUUCAGUCAAUGUGUUCCAGUACCACUCAAACAGAUCAUACCCAAUGCUAGCAAUGAUGGGUUGCAAGUCCUUAAGGAUAUGCUCAUGUGGAAUCCACAGAAAAGACCAUCUGCCCCCCAGAGCUUGCGGUAUGGAUUUUUCCAAGUAGGCAAUGAUUUAAUGCGCCCCCCUCCUGUGUCCAAAACCCCAGUCAACCUGCCCUCCCAAGCCACACCUUCCCAAAAGCCCAUGGCCAAGCCCCCUAGCACAUAUCCAGAAUCUAAACCUAAUGACUUACAGCCACAAAGAGUCCAAGAGGACUUCUCAGAUGGACUACCAGCCAUUCCCAGCCAGAUGCCCAAACAGAAUGAUUCCGAUAUUUUUUCAAUGACUGUCAGCAAAAAGCAGAGUGGUGUGAGGAAGCGGUGGGGUGCUGGACUGUCUGACACAUGGGAUGACUGGACAGAGUUUGAUAACCUCCCCAAUAAAACCAUCAAGAAAGUGCCAGUUCCUCCAAAAAAUAAUAACAACGCCUUAGGGAAGGAAAACAAUAAUAAUGAGGACGAUGAUUUCUUAGCAAGCAUCUUACCAAAGAAGAAUCAACCACCAAAACAACAGAACAGACUUAACUCUGGUAGGUCUUCAGCAUCUUCAGCCAAACAACAUUACAUCAGUAAAGCAAGGUAUUUGCCAGGCAUCAAUCCCAAAAACAGUGCCAGGCGAGACAGUGUAAGGAGAGAUAGCUUAGGUUUAGGACUGGACUGGAACUCUGCAACAAAGACUUCACCCUUAGGACCUAUCAAUUCUAAUAAUCGUGCAGCUAGGCCUCAGAAUAUUGACAAUGAUUAUGUUCCAUCUUUUGGUAAUUCUAAAGGUAUUGGCAGUGGCUUUGGCAAUUCCAGCAAGUUCAACAGUCCCUCAACAUUUGGUAGCUCUUCUGGUGCUGGAGGUAGUAAUUUCAAUAACCCAGCAGGCAGGGGAGUGGGAGGAACAUUUGGAACCAAUCAACAAACUGCAGGUGGAGGCUCCAAGACUGGAGUGGUUGGUGCUGGGGGCUACCAAUCAUCUUUUCAACAACCUGUUGGGUCAGGUGGUUAUCAGCCAUCCAUGGCCGGUGGUUGGAAAAAGGGGGCGCCACUCCCAGCUGUUGGAGCUAACAAAAAACCUACAGGAUCCUCAAAUUAUGGACCAGGUCCAAGGCGAACUGAUUGGACAUCAAAAUAUCUGAAGUCUUGAUGUGGCUACAAGUUUUGAUUUUCGUUUUGUAAAUACUUCAAGACAGGCAUAAUCUGGUCUAGAUCCAUGUAGCAAAAUGUGAUACCCUGAUCCCUAAGUGUGGCUUGGUUUUAAAUAAAGGGAGAUAAGCCACGGACAGCAGUACUGAUCAUUAUGUUUUUAUAUUUUAAUAGUUGCUGUCAUCCAACGCUGGUCAAAUUCUACACAAUUUAAUACAGUAAUGUAACAGAAUAACAGUUUGUUUUCAUCUUUCAUUAAAGGCACAAUAAAUCUUAGUGUAAAAAUUAAAUGAAAGAAAUAUGUAUAGUAAGCUUCCCAAAAGUUUUUUCAAUUUACUUUUAAGUAUUCUUAUU